Messenger RNA from Pseudogymnoascus destructans, 1257 nucleotides. RefSeq lists its product as uncharacterized. Lineage: Eukaryota; Fungi; Ascomycota; Leotiomycetes; Thelebolales; Thelebolaceae. The record is from RefSeq and is a predicted model, not a curated record. Gene Ontology annotation, cellular component: COG complex. Gene Ontology annotation, biological process: intra-Golgi vesicle-mediated transport. The transcript has 2 exons. Bases 1 to 1257 code for a protein of 418 amino acids.
AUGGCCACCACCUCCAACAACUCAGCCGAAGCCUCCGACCCCUCCUACAUCGACUACGAGCUCUUCCUCGAUCCCUCCUUCUCCGCCCCCGCCUUCGCCAACACCCUCGUCCUCACCACCAACAACGCGACCGACUCCCCCCUCGACCUCUCCACCCCCCUCUCCAGCGUCCUCUUCGACAUCCAAGAAGUCGACUCCCACAUCCACACCCUCACCUCCGCUUCCGCCCUCCCCCUCCUCUCGCACACCGAAACCCAAGCACACGCCUCAGAACACAUCGUCAGCGAACUCUCCUCCCAAGCAGCCUCCCUAAACGACUCCUACAAACGCCUCGAGCAGGAAGUCAUCUCGCGCCACGAAGCCGCUGAAGAAGUCCAACGCGUCUCCGAGCGCCUAUGGCACACUGUCCGCCUAGGUCGCUCUGUCGGCCGCGCCCUCCAACUAGGUCGCCAGCUCGAAGUCCAGAUGUCCGAGCAGCAGCCCCGUAACGCCCAGUCCCGCGAUGACCACCGCUCCACUGUCCGCGCUUCAAACACAAUUCUCUCCUGUCGCGCGCUGCUAGCCGCUAAUGGCCCCGGCGAAGAGGGGGAGAACCUAGAGAAAGUCCACGCCAUCGCCGCCUUACAGCGCGAACUGAUCGCACCAGCUGAACGAUCACUUCACGCCAAAGCCCAGCAAGUCGUGCGGGAUUUCUCCAUGUCAACACUCACCGGCUCCGGCAGCACCUACGCACAAGCUGAGGACGCAAAGUCCCGCGCCACCUCCGCCUUACAGACGCUUUACCUGCUCUCCCCACAACCACCGAAGAGAGGGAAGAGCAUAAGAUUCGAAGCAGAGUGGAUGGUACAAUCCAUCCAAGAGUACCUCCGCGUCGCCCUCACCACCUCCACAACCUCCAUAAUCCGCGCCCUCGGCGUCCUCCGCACCCUCGACGACGCACUCCUCCUCGUCUCCUCCCGGUGCCAAAACCUCGUCGCCCUCGAACUCCUGCUCUCCUCCCUCAAAGCCCCCACCCUCCCCUCGCUCUCCACGCCACCAAAUUUCCUCGUCCCGGAGCUGGUUAAGGCGGGGGGCAUGCAGGCGAGGACGCUGAAGAGUAAUAGGAAUGCGGUUAGGGAUAUGGUGGCGGAGGCGGUGGCGAGGGGGUGUCAGGUUCCGAGUGGGGCGGGGAAGAUGAGAGAUGAGAGGCGGAUGGCGGAGUGGGAGAGGGAGGUUGCUGUUAUGGUUGGGGCGGUGGUUGGGGGGCUGGGGAGGUAG